CGAUCACUCGUGCGACCCCGCGUCCCAAAACACGCGCACCCCGCGAGCUCCAGGCGGGACUUCCUUUUUGUUGCGGAUGCGAUAUUAGUGCGAGCAGGCAGAGAAAGGGCUUGGUCGGGGUGUCACUGCUGUGUCUGUGCGCCUCUGCUCGGCGGAUCAACCGGGGGGGACUCACUGACUGACUGACGGACGCACGGACGCCGCUGCUGCUGCCUGGAAGCCCCCGGUAGAUGAACCUCCUCCCCGGCUAUGUUGCCCUGAGAGCACCGCGAGUAUCCGCCCUGCCAAAAUGUCUGAUGUCAACAAGACUAUUCAGAAAUGGCACGCCAGUUUUAAGAAAGGCACAGACUUUGACUCGUGGGGACAAUUAGUGGAGGCUAUAGAUGAGUACCAAAUUCUGGCAAGACAACUGCAAAAAGAGGUCCAGUCAACAAACUCAUCAGACUUCACAGAGGAGCAGAAGAAAACUUUAGGAAAGAUUGCAACAUGUCUGGAAAUGAGAAGUGGCAGUUUGCAGUGCACACAGUCAAAGGAAGAGUUCAAGUUAGAAGAACUGAAGAAACUGGAAAGCAUAAUUCAAAAUAUUCUGACCUACAACAAAGAAUUCCCCUUUGAUGUCCAGCCAGUGCCCUUAAGGAAAAUCCUCGCCCCAGGUGAAGAGGAGAACCUGGAGCUGGAGGAGGAGGAAGAUGCUGCAACAGGAGCAGGUUCUACGGAAGCUUUCCCCCCACGAGCCCCCGCUUCGCAAGGUACCUUGUUGCCGCGGUUACCCUCAGAGCCUGGGAUGUCACUACUCACAAUAAAGAUUGAAAAGAUUGGGUUGAAGGAUGCCGGGCAGUGCAUCGAUCCUUACAUGACCAUUAGUGUCAAAGAUCUGAACGGCAUAGACUUGAACCCAGUGCAGGACACCCCCGUGGCCACCAGGAAGGAAGACACCUACAUUCACUUCAGCGUGGACGUGGAGAUCCAGAGACAUGUGGAGAAACUACCAAAAGGUGCAGCUAUCUUCUUUGAAUUCAAGCACUACAAACCUAAAAAGAGGUUUACUAGCACAAAAUGUUUUGCCUUCAUGGAAAUGGAUGAGAUCAAACCCGGCCCCAUCGUAAUCGAACUGUACAAGAAGCCCACAGACUUCAAGAGGAAGAAACUGCAGCUUCUAACAAAGAAACAACUCUAUCUCCAUCUUCAUCAGACGUUACACAAAGACAGCUAAGUCGGAGCACACCUUGAACUUUGGAACCACCUGUUUUAAUCUCUCUCUUACAUCCACAUCCAGCAGAAAUGUGGCGUUCCACCUCAUCACAUCCAGCAAUACAAAAUCAUUCGUUGUAGUUAUUUUUCUUUUUUUUUCUAUGAUUAUAUGAAGAAAGAAAAGGGAACUGAGCCAAACAUUAGUCACAUCAGCUCAGACUGCCACAUUAGUUUUUCAUUUUCUGUUUUCAUUUUGCAGUUCUGUUGCAGGAAACUCAAAAACUCAAGAGUUGUGUUAUAACAGUUAACCGCCUCAUCUCCAGUCUUCCUGAGCUCACUGAUUUUGGACACAGUGGACACAACGUGAGUUAUUGCAGGUGCUUAAUUUGAGUCUUUAUAGACUCAUUAUAUGUUUUGUUCUUGGUCUUUUUAUGUUAAUUUUAACAAAACAUUAAAAGCAACUAUAGUUGCCAAAUCGUGUGGACUUGUUGGGGUCUAAAUGAAUAAAUAAAUAACAUGCAAACAGUAAGAUGUUGGCUGCGUGAAGCUACCAAAAGGUCAUAAAUUCUGUCAUAGUCCAGAAGGGUUCAAGGAGUUUGGAGUGUGCCUUAAUUAUAGACUUUUAUAGUGUUUAAUUACAUCAAUUAAUUAAAAAAAGCUGAUUAAUUACAUUUGAAAAGUCAAAUUAUAUGUUAAUAUCUUUACUUGUGUGUCUGCCUCAUCAUAACUCCUCACAAAUUGUUUUCUGCUUUAAGAUUUACAGCGUUUUCUCUAGUACUAACAUGCAUUAACUGACUUUAAUUAACCUUUUUUUGGCCACUUGGGGGCAGCAGAUACAAGCUGUGAACACAACACCGACAUAUCGCCACUUUUAAUUUUACAUGGUGAUUUUUUUUUUAGCUCUGUUGUGAUCACCACCAACAUCUGAGGAAAAUAUCUGACUCUAUCUGAUCUGCCAGCAGCUGGCCAGCUGUUAUGUGUUGGACGACACACUGCCUUCACAUCUUGUUGUCUUUAUAUAAUAGCUAUUAUAAAAAGAAAACUGUAAAUGGAUUAUAAUUAUAUAUAGAACAACAUUAAUAAUAAUAUUAAACACUAAAAAAGUCCACAGUAGUCCUGGUGGCACACUCAGACUCUUAAAAUGGUUUUGUGUUUAAUCACAGACAGUAUUCAAUCCAGCAGUGGCAUUUAUAAUAUUAAUUUAUAAGAUUAAAUGGUGGAAUUAUGUUUUUUUUAUUGGCUUCGUCAGAAUAUUUUACAACUCCGAUAUAAAGGCCACAUUUUUAUAGUGUUUGUAAGUGUUUCAGCCCCAGAAUUAAUGAGACUAUAACCCAGUAGCUUUUAUGUCCCCGUAAUUCCGACGGUCCUCACGUCAGUGUUCAUGCUUCACUAUGUAUUGGAUUUAGUAUGUUUUAAAUAUGGUUUUAUAAAUGCAUAAACAGUAAAUUGGAUACAGCAUGCUGAGCAUUUGGUCCUGGCCCAGAUAUUAAACACCAGUUUUGUUAUUUUCUAAGCAAGCACAAAUGCAGUGUUUAUCACUUUUAAAGUGUUAUUUUGCAGAUCAGGUGUUUUAUGUAUAGUUAUAUUUGACCAGUUCUUACAUGGGACUUUGUCUCGAGGAUGCAUCUUUCAUGGGCAGUCAAAAGGCAGGAAUUAUUGUGCUCUUGGACUGACUUUUUAAGAACUGUCUCUCUUAAAUUGUUACUCAUAAAAAAAAAAGCCCACUACUUUUAUUUUGAAAUUUCAAGUUACCCUGUUAUAAAGGGCUUUGUUUAAAAAAAAAAAAUGAAGUUGCAUGUUAACUUUGUUUCCAUUCUGACUUUGCAGAUGUUCUUCUUCACUAAAGCAUCUACAUUGUAAUAUUUGAUUUCAAGAUUUUAUUUUUGUAACGUCACAAUAUUCAGGACUGUAAAUUAACUGUAAGAUACACUAACUGAUGAACAUACAGUAACUGUGUGUAUGUAUGAAGCGCUAUGACGUGGUAGGACUGAGACCUGUGGAGUGUUUUUAAGUUUCGAUGACAGACCGAGAGGGGGAAUUGUAUCAAACAUUUACAAUGCUUUUAAUUUCUAAUAAACUACAAAUGAAGCAG
Messenger RNA from Larimichthys crocea (large yellow croaker), 3283 nucleotides. It is a transcript of the gene aida, whose product is annotated as axin interactor, dorsalization associated. The coding region runs from base 290 to 1213 and encodes 307 amino acids. Gene Ontology annotation, molecular function: phosphatidylinositol binding. Lineage: Eukaryota; Metazoa; Chordata; Actinopteri; Sciaenidae. The transcript has 11 exons. Gene Ontology annotation, cellular component: membrane. Gene Ontology annotation, biological process: determination of ventral identity. The record is from RefSeq and is a predicted model, not a curated record.